Messenger RNA from Trichechus manatus latirostris (Florida manatee), 1479 nucleotides. It is a transcript of the gene CCDC7, whose product is annotated as coiled-coil domain containing 7. The transcript is spliced from 16 exons. Bases 1 to 1479 code for a protein of 492 amino acids. The record is from RefSeq and is a predicted model, not a curated record. Lineage: Eukaryota; Metazoa; Chordata; Mammalia; Sirenia; Trichechidae.
AUGAAGCGAGUAAAGCGUCUGUCUUCUAUUAGUAACAAAUUGGCAUUUGUUUCAGAAUUAGAUAAUAAAAAAAGACAAUUUAUUUCAUCAGUGUCACCUAAUCCAAAGGAAAAACAUAAUGUAAAAUCAGUACAGGAUAAAAUUGAACCUAUGGUCCUACGUUCUCCACCAACAGGAGAAUCCGUUGUAAGAUACGCUUUGCCCAUUCCAUCGAUUAAGACAAGGCAGUUAAUAGCAGAAGAUGAAAUCAUCAGGAAAGCUGCCAAACAUCUAAGUAUGGUGGUUUCUAGUUUGGAAGAAACCUAUGGAGUUGACCCUAAACCUGGAAAAAAAUCAGUUACGAAGACUGACAGUGAAGAAUUAUCUUUAUCUAUUGGAGAUGAUCUGAACUCAUUGUUGGUAUACUGUUCACAGUAUGCAGCUCAGCUAGAAGAAGCAGUUAAGGAAGGACGCAACAUUUUGGAAUCUCUUUUUAAGUGGUUUCAGCAUCAGGUCAAUCAGAUAGAGGAGUUAAGUACAGAUCAAACUUAUUCAGAAGAAGAUCUUCCAGUACCUGAUAAAACAGUGUCUGCAGGCAUUGCAGAAGUAAUAAAGCAAAUGCAAAAACUUGAAGAGCUGAGAGAUCAGCUUAAACAUGGGUCUAAAUAUUCCCUGAAAACCAUGUUGUCUAAACCCACGGGUACCCAAAAUCCACCGGAAACAGUGCAAGUUAGUGGAAGUGCAGAGAAGAUAAUUGAAGACUUCUUAAAAGCCCACUCAGCUGAAGAAUUUACAGAUACUUCUGCAACCGAGCCACAAACUGGGUUUUCAAUGACUAAUAGAUUGAAUGCCAUGAUGAAAAUAUUUGAAAAACAGUCAAGUAUGUUGGAGAGAGCUAUAAAUGAUCAAGGUCUGUUAGAGGCUAAAUACAAUAAGAUGCAUAGUGAUUUCCAGUUAUUAUCAGAGGAGAAAUCAGUGCUGGAAAAUGAGCUACAAAAGUUGAAGAAUCCAGAGAAAACAAAGCCAACAUCUGAUCGAACAAAGAACACACCUGUAAAAUCAGAGAAGAAAAAAGACAAAGGAAAAUCUGAGGAAUCAGAAGAGAAGAAAUCUAUAGCCAAACAGCCAAAAACGAAAGAUCUGCUUGAAGUCCAGAAUACUGCGAAUGCACUGGAAAUUGAGAACAAAGUACUUCAGGAACAACUGAAACAGGCUUUACAGGAAGCUGAAAAAACUAAGCAUCAGCUUGACUAUCUUCUGAAUCAAAGGAAGGAGUUACUUAAAAGUGAGCAAACUAAGACAGCCAUGCAAAUGGAUAUUAGUGAAGUAAAAGUUAAAGAUUUAGAUUCGGAGACUGUACCACUGGAGAAAGAAAGAAGAAAAACACGACUUUCAGAUUCAGGUGAACACAAGUCAAAUGAUAGAAUCCAACAGCACCCGCAGAAGAGUAAAACAGUCCACAAACAAGCAACUGGACUGAUGAGAAAUGAAACCAGUUAA